This is a messenger RNA of Ailuropoda melanoleuca (giant panda), 6001 nucleotides long. RefSeq names its product cell division cycle 14A (gene CDC14A). Gene Ontology annotation, biological process: protein dephosphorylation. Bases 522 to 2348 code for a protein of 608 amino acids. The record is from RefSeq and is a predicted model, not a curated record. Lineage: Eukaryota; Metazoa; Chordata; Mammalia; Carnivora; Ursidae. The transcript has 14 exons.
GAAGGUCUGAGGGCGGACCUAGGGGGGAGGAGGAGGAAGAGUUGCUGCUGAAAGGAGGUGGCGAAGGAGGAGCCGGAGCAGCUGCUGCCAGCCCGCGGGCACCGGAGUCCUGCCCGCUGCAGCACGAGUAGCCACGGGCGCGAUCGGGGCCAGACGUCUCCUCCUCCAUGAUCACUUUGGGAGCGGGGGGAAGACUUUGCCAGGCCGUGAGAGCUGGUCUGCGUUUCCCUGGCGCGGCGGCGGUAGAGCAGCGGCAGCAGCCGGGUCCGAAUCGGAGCGGCCACAGCCUGGGGCGUGUGCGCUCCGCGCGGAGCGGGCUCGGGUUCCCCACGGAAUGUCCCCGGGGCUCCCGGCGCGCUGACCCCCAGCCGCCUCCGCCUUCGGUGCCUGCUGCUUCUCUUGGGCGGGCUCGGUGAUCGGGACUGCAAGCUUCCCGGCUCCUGGGCAGUGGGGAAGCCCCCGGGGGCGGGUGACCUCAGCUGGCCACGACCCAGCCCUCCCCCGUGCGUAUCUCGCUUAAGAUGGCAGCGGAAUCAGGGGAACUAAUCGGGGCUUGCGAGUUCAUGAAAGAUCGGUUAUAUUUUGCUACUUUAAGGAAUAGACCAAAAAGCACAGUAAAUACCCACUAUUUCUCCAUCGAUGAGGAGCUGGUCUAUGAAAAUUUUUAUGCAGAUUUUGGACCUCUGAACUUGGCAAUGGUGUACAGAUACUGCUGUAAACUAAACAAGAAACUGAAAUCAUACAGUUUAUCAAGAAAGAAAAUAGUGCACUACACCUGUUUUGAUCAACGGAAAAGAGCAAAUGCGGCAUUUUUGAUAGGUGCUUAUGCCGUAAUCUAUUUAAAGAAGACACCAGAAGAAGCCUACCGAGCACUCCUAUCUGGCUCAAACCCCCCCUAUCUUCCGUUCAGGGAUGCUUCCUUUGGAAAUUGCACUUACAAUCUCACCAUCCUCGACUGUUUGCAAGGAAUCAGAAAGGGAUUACAACAUGGAUUUUUUGACUUUGAGACAUUUGAUGUGGAUGAAUAUGAACAUUAUGAGCGAGUUGAAAAUGGUGACUUCAACUGGAUUGUUCCAGGAAAAUUUUUAGCAUUUAGUGGACCACAUCCAAAAAGCAAAAUUGAAAAUGGCUAUCCUCUUCACGCCCCUGAAGCCUACUUUCCUUAUUUCAAAAAGCACAACGUGAUGGCCGUCGUGAGGCUGAACAAAAAGAUUUACGAGGCGAAGCGCUUCACGGACGCGGGCUUCGAGCACUACGACCUCUUCUUCAUAGACGGCAGCACGCCGAGCGACAACAUCGUGCGGAGGUUUCUGAACAUCUGCGAGAACACCGACGGGGCCAUCGCGGUUCACUGCAAAGCUGGUCUUGGAAGAACAGGGACAUUGAUAGCCUGUUAUGUCAUGAAACAUUACAGGUUUACACAUGCUGAAAUAAUUGCUUGGAUCAGAAUAUGCCGGCCAGGCUCCAUUAUAGGACCCCAGCAGCACUUCCUGGAAGAAAAACAGGCAUCGUUAUGGGUCCAAGGAGACAUUUUUCGAUCCAAGCUGAAAAAUAGACCAUCCAGUGAAGGAAGUAUUAAUAAAAUUCUUUCUAGCUUGGAUGAUCUGUCUAUUGGUGGAAACUUAUCUAAAAUACAAAACGUGGAAAGAUUUGGAGAGAAUAAUUUAGAAGAGGAUGAAGAUGUGGAAAUGAAAAAUAGUAUAACCCAGGGAGACAAACUACGUGCCUUAAAAAGUCAGAGACAGCCACGCUCCUCACCAUCCUGUGCAUUUAGAUUGACUUCAUCCCCACAAGGAUCUGCAACUACUUUGAAGACCUCGAAAGUGGCUUUGUCCCCUUCAGCUACGGCCAAGAGGAUAAACAGAGGUUCUUUGUCCUCAGGUGCCAGUGUAAGAAGCUUUUCCAUAAACUCCCGGCUAGCCAGUUCUCUAGGGAACUUGAACGCUGCAACACAGGAGCCAGAGAACAAAAAGGCCUCCUUGUCCUCCAAGGCGGGUCUCAUAGCCAGCCCGCUCACCAACCUCUUGAACGGCAGCAACCAGCCGCCUGCCAGAAAUUACCCUGAGCUCAACAACAACCAGUACAGCAGAAGCAGCAGCAGCAGUGGGAACCCCCUGAGCAGCCAGCCGAGCCCCCACGGCGUCAAGACGGAGGAGCACCCCGCCCUCCUCCGGCCCUCCUACACCGGCCUCUCUUCUUCCUCAGCGAGAUUCCUGAGCCGUUCAAUCCCCGUAAGUUCGCAGACACCACCUCUUGGUCCUCAGAACCCUGAACGCAACUUCUGUGCCUUGCCUUCCCAGCCAAGGCUGCCGCCCAAGAAAUUUAAUAGCGCCAAGGAAGCCUUCUGAGCGAUGCCUUCCCUCUGUGCUGUGAAACUGUCCAUGCACGUCCAUUCUGCUGGCUCCUCUUCAAGUAAAUGCCAAGUUUCAGCUGGGGUUUCUUCCUUCUUUUUGUCCUCCUCCUCCCACUCCUCUUUAGGUGAUUUCUCUUCGAAGGGGAACAGCUUUUAUUCCCUUCAUCAUGGACACUGUUGACUCAAGUUACUUUUCAGUUAAGGUUGCAAAUCACUCUGCGUAUCCGGUGCUGAGCCAGGCGCUGAUUCAGAUAACAGACGGUAUUGGCUUUGGUUGUGGUGGUAUUAGGAAUCAUCGCUUCUCCACUUCAUGUGUUUAUGAAUGAAUUUUGGAGUAUUUAAAUGUGGAAGGUGCCGAAUGAACAGGAUCUUCUCAGAACUAACUGUUAGGCCCCUGAAUGUGUCACGUCCUGCAGGGAACUGACCCUGCAGAAUUAAUGACAUGGCAAACGGGAGGUGUUGAUAAGGAAGGCUUAUAGGUCGGUAUCUAAGAGGGAGGGAGGGGAAGGCGGAGUAUGAUGGAAGAUGUUUAGAAUUAGCCGUCAGUCUUCUAGAGACAGGACGAAAGAUCGCCAAACACUUUCUCCCCAUGAGCUCAGUAUUUAGGUUGCCAAGCCCCGCCUUUUAACCAGAAAUCCCUGUUAGGUCAAAUCUUUUGGUUCACCCGCUGCUAUGAAUCACUUUAAUCACAUAUUUUGAUUGCCUCAAAGGGAAUUGAGAUCUAUGGGAAUGUGAGUUUUGAUUUGAGAGAACAAGGACAAAAUGGGAAGGAGAAAUCGAUCUCACAAAUCAAAGAAAUGUGAAUCGGAGUGAUUCCAGUGAAGGCACAAGCCAGCUCCAGUGUCCUGGGAGGGCUGGGACUCCUUCAUGCCCAAUAUUCCUCAAACAUGUCCUCAGCCAUUGUCCAGGGAAAGGCUGAUUUCUGCAGGGGAGCAGGGGGAGGGUAGCAUGCCUUUCCUGGGGAAUCAUAGCCCCAUGGGAAUAGUUAACGAGACCUACUUUCCUUAGAUGGUAGUUUAGGGACCCCCUUUUCUAACACGAGGAUGCAGUGCACGCACCUGUGUGUUGGUUGGACUGAUGACCACUCCCAUCCCCACCUUUUCAGAGGUUUUUUUUUUCUCUCUUCUAUGCACACACAGUCCUUCCUGGCACAUACAGUUGACCCUUGAGCAACACAGGCUUGAACUGCCAGGGUCCACUUAUACACGGAUUUCUUUCAAUAAAUACGGUGCAGUAAGUGUGUCUUCUCUUUCUUAUGAUUUUCCAAAUAACAUUUCCUUUUCUCUAGUUUACUUUAUUGUAAGAAUACAGUAUCUAAUACAUAUAUUAAUUGUUGAUGUUCUUGCUAAGGCUUCUGGUCAACAGUAGGUUAUUAGUAGUUAAGUUUUGGGGGAGUCAAAAGUUAGGUGCUGAUUUUUGACUACGCGGGAGCCGGCACCCCUAACCCAUGCAUUGUUCAAGGGUCAGCUGUAUAAUUUUCCCCAUAAGAUUUUAUUCCCCGUGAUUUUUUCAGCAUUAUUUUAGACUCCUGUAUAGAUCAGGGCCCCAAGCAACUGCCAGCCCACUCCACCCCUUAAUUUGCCUCUGAUCUCACUAUGGUAUGGGUAUAAGUGUAUCAGUAAAACUUAAAUCUUAGUAAUUAAGGGGUUAGAUGGAAAAUGAUAGGUAUUUACCUUUUCAUAAGAAGGUUUACAAGUCCCACGCUUCCCAGCGGGAGUUGAAUUGUCAGUAUUUUCAUAUACCGAUUGUUGGGUCAGCCUCAUUUUUAGACCAGAGUACAGAUCUGUUCAUUUUCGGAAAAAGUGUUACACAUACAGAUAUACAGGUAAUUACAUAAAUAUCUUGCUGACUUCAUGGCUAAAGAGUUAGUGAAAUCCGCAUUUGCAGCCGAAUACCAGAAGCAUUAGGAGCUUGACAAAGAAUUCCAUUCUACUUUCUCUGAAUCUCAGUUUUCCUCUUGGCUAGUUGCAGUACGGGGGUGUUCUUUAGAUGAUUGUUGACCCUCCCCCCCCCGUAUUUAUAUAAUUUAGUUUUGGUGUCGUUCCAUAUUCUGUUUCUGUCUUCACCUCUCCUCCUUCUCCUCAUCCCUCUCCUGGCCUGAAUAGAGUGAUUUUCCAAUAAUUAAAUUUAAAGUAAUAGUCUGUGUGGGCAGCUGCUGCUGUUCCCCUCUUCUGCCUCUUAAAUUUGUCAUCUUAUUGUAAAGAGAAGCAUUUAUAAAUAGAAUUGCCAGCAUGACAACAUUUUCCUCCUUCUCACCCUCCUGGGAAGGAAGAAGCAGCAGGUCUCUUAGAGCUGACUUAAGCUCCUUUAUCUUUGCCUAGAAAACCUCUGUGGGAGGGAAGGCUCCUAAGUCCUACCCCUGCUAGCUUGGUGGUAGAAAGUCUCAUUUCAGAUGGAAAUUCCCAUGUUAUGUGGAAUAAAGUAUCGGUCCAAUACAGCUUUUCUGAUUGUGGGUUUCUUGUCUAAAGAAGGUGGUCCUUCUCUCCAGGGCUUCCUAAGCUGCGAGGCUUAUGCCCCUGAAGAACGAGGAAUAACUCACUCGACAGAAAUGUGUUCAAAUCCUUGGGUAGGAAAUGAAGUCUGUAUGGCAGUAUCCUCCCAGCACCUUUAAGAAAGACCCAGAAACUCCUGGGGGAUGAGGGUGACGUGUGUUUAGGGGGAGUCUAAUAUUUUAGAAGCUGCAAUUAGCAUCUCUUUUGAAAGCUGCAAUUGCUCUCCCACUUUAUGCAGCAGUUCAGCCCCCAGAAAAAUGUAAAAAUGAUUUCCUUGUUCUGUCAUUAAACGCUUUAACACAGAAAACAAGAGCAAAUGUUAAGGAAUUCUUCUGGUGGUGACAGAAAGCCAAGAAACCACCCGAUUUUAUUUUUAUUUAUUUGGCCUCCUUUGUGAGCCUCAAGGUUUCUCCUGCCCAGCGCAAUGCGCAAAGUUUCAUUUUUAUUAACCCACUUAUUGUUAAAAAAAAAAAAAUCAGUUUUCCCUCCCUGACAUUCAGAGGAGUUUUCAAAUGCAUAAGAAAUGAGGGACGUGUGAUUAUGGUGUGGGUGGGGUGGAAGUAUUUUAUUAAAUUGAAAUUACUUGAGGUAUCUGUCUUGAAUAUUUGCUCUGUUUUAUUUUUAAGAGACUUGCCCCUGAACUGCUAUUCAUCUCUCCUGUCCUUAACUGACCCCUGAAGUCUGGCUUAGGUCGUGAUGCCUUCCCCAUAAGCUCUUUAUACCCUGCCUUGGUCUUAAUCAAUACUCUUCUCUCUCUCUGCAUUUUAAUCAUCUGUUCACUUAUCUGUGUCCCCAUUAGACUGUGAGCUCUGUGAGGACAGGGACCGUGCCUCUGUUUUCUAUGCCACAGUUGUAUGCUCUGCGCAUAGCAUGCAGUAGGCACUGGCUAAGUUUUUCUUGAACGGUUAUAUGAAUGGUUGGGUGUUUAAAUGAGUCAACGUGCUAAGAAUUAAUGCCUCCAUUUUAAAGAUAAAGAACUAAAGGGUUUGAGAGGUUAAAUAUUUUGGCCUAGGCCUAGACUGUACCACAAAUAUGUAGCAGAGGCCUAAUUUGCACCUAGGUCAGUUUGACUCCAAAAAGCAUAUUCUUUUGAUUACAUUAGGUCAUACAUAUACUGUGGUAGGUGUUUAAAGGGAUAGCUAGGGCGCCUGGGUGG